Messenger RNA from Candidozyma pseudohaemuli, 7788 nucleotides. RefSeq names its product serine/threonine protein kinase regulatory subunit. The coding region runs from base 1 to 7788 and encodes 2595 amino acids. Lineage: Eukaryota; Fungi; Ascomycota; Pichiomycetes; Serinales; Metschnikowiaceae. The transcript is spliced from 3 exons. Gene Ontology annotation, biological process: autophagy. Gene Ontology annotation, cellular component: Ski complex; Atg1/ULK1 kinase complex. The record is from RefSeq and is a predicted model, not a curated record. Gene Ontology annotation, molecular function: ATP hydrolysis activity; ATP binding; protein binding.
AUGUCUGUAAAACAGCUGCUCAAGGCAGCCAAGGCAGCCAUUGAAAGAAACGACCCAGAAGACGCCAUAUACUAUGCCGAUGAAGUCCUUGAAGAAGACAAAAAUAACUACUACGCCUAUAUCUUCAAGGGCAAGUCGUACCAGCUUCUAGGCGACUUUGAGAAGGCCAUGAAGCCAUUCCAGAAAGCCAUAGAUCUUGAUAAAGACCAGCUACUUGGCUGGAAAGGAUACUUCCAGAGCGUCAGAUCACAAGCAGAUUUUGACAAAUUUUUCGAGGUCUUCACCCAGUAUGUUGAAAAACUAGUGGAACAGGGCGUCGCCACUGGAGAUGCCGUCAAAGAUCUUUAUGCAUACUUGAAGGCAAACAAAUACCACGAAGAUACAGCAUUACAUGAAAAAUACCUACGUGCAAUUCUCCCAGGCACGCCACUUAGAGAGCUUUUGGGCAACUCGGUGGGUACUGAGGAUGAAUCGAUCAAGAAGCUCAUUACCGUCACCAAAAACAACCAAGACGAACAGGCCAGAACGAUACUCGCGAAGGAGAAGAUGAAGUUGCCUAGAAACCUCACAGUGCAGCAGCAGGCCAAGCUACAUGCCAUUGAGUGGAGCAUUCGCCUGGAUUCAGAUCUUCCCAAUCUCUACAGACAAUUCCUAGAUGUCUGUGACGAUGACGAGCUCAGAAGGUCGUACGAGGCUGAGUUGUUGAAAUACUUGUACAAUUUGCUUAAAAUCUCUCCGGAGAAGGCCGACCUUUUGAAGGAAGUCAAGCUGUUGUGUGGUGAUAUGGUCCUUUUGGGCACCAACGACCUUUUCGCAUGGACAUUGUACUUUGACCUCCAGGACCCCAAGGCCAUAGAAGAUCUCGACGAAAACGAGGUCCUCACGUUUAUCAAGAAGUUCAGAACGGAAGGCUUGGGCGUGUUCUUGUAUGCCUACUUGAUGAGUGAUCUUGGACCAUUCAAUACCGAGAAGGUCCAGAAGGAAUUGGGACUCAAGGAUGUAUCCAAGGACGCCUCUGACGAAAAUAAUGAGAGCAACGAGAAUAAUGACGAUGUUGAGGACGAUAACGGAAAUGACAUUUCUCCGGCCGAGAUCCUUCUGAUGAUGCUUGAGGGCUACUCCAAGGCUACCAGCUCUAUGAUGGCUCACCGUAUCAUCUGCAGCUACUUCGUCAACCUUCAGGAAUAUGACUCUGGCUCUCAACGAUGCACUACUGCAAUCCGUCAUCUUGCUGAGCUUCAAAGAACCUACGGCAUCGAACUAGUAAACUGCAAAAGGGACAUUUUGUGCCUGCUUGCCACAAUCUACACAUACCACGAAGCACCCAAGAACUUUGCUAGGGCUCUAGAGCUCUACGACAAGAUUCUUAUUGGCGAUGCCGAAAACACACAAGCCAUGAUUGGUAAGGGUCUUAUAUUGUUGGAAAAGAUGGAGCUCGAUGGAGCUAACGAAGCCCUCUCCAAGGUUCUUGAGAAGUUUCCCGAGGAUGCAACUGCACUCAAGGAGUUGGGUUGGUGUCUUGUGUUGCAGAAGCAGUACGAAAAGGGUAGAGAGCUUCUUCAACAUGCCCUCAAAAGCUCGAAAGAUAUGUCUGUGCAUGGACUGGAGACAAAGGCUGCUAUCAAAUGGCGUCUUGCUAAGAGUUAUCUCUGGGAGGACUCUUCUAGUGAAACUAACGUUCAAGCAGCUUUUGAUCUUUUGAUCAGCUCAUUGAAGGACUCGAAAACAUACGCACCAUCGUACACAUUGCUUGGUGUUUUAUACCACGAUCACUAUAACCAGAAAGCUCGUGCCCAAAAAUGCUUCUACCGUGCAUUCGAGCUUGAUGUUGGUGAAAUCACCUCAGCAAAGUACCUCGUGACAGAGCUUGCUGAAAAGAACGAGUGGGAGGUCAGUGACAUCUUGUGUACUCGUGUUGUGACGUCGGAAAAAAGCCGUCGUAUGUUGUCCAGUGCUCUUUAUGAAGAUCCUGAUAAGUCCUGGCCAUACAGAGUUCUUGGAAGCUCUGCAUUGAACAGGCAAGACGACGCCAAAGCCAUUGAGUGGUUCCAAACUGCCCUUCGUAUGAAGGCCAUGGAUGUUCAAUGCUGGAUUGGACUUGGUGAGGCGUACUACAACUGUGGUCGUAUUGAUGCUGCUAUCAAGGUGUUCAAGCGUACCAGCAAGAUGGAUCCUGAGUCAUGGAUGCUCAAGUACAUGCUCGGUGUUGCAACCUGUGAGAUUGGUGAUUACAGUGCUGGUCUUGAAAUUUUGAAUGAGGCCCUUGAAGCAAGACCAGAGGAGGAGUGUUUGCUCAAUGCCAUCUAUGAGCAGUCAAUUGGCUACAGUGCCCAGCUUUUGCUUGGAGGAUUCACCGGUAGAACUUUGAAGAUCUCUGAUGGUGCUUUAGAUGCCAUUCACAGAGCUGUUUCGGUGAACAAAGCUUCCCAGAAUUUGUGGAGAGCACUCAACAACACGCUCAAAAUCAGAAUCAACGUUCAAUCCGACAUUCAGAACUUCCCAAUUCAGAAGGUGGUGGACAUCUUGAAACAUGUCGAGUUGCCAUCGGAUGAUGUUGUUUCCGUUGAUGCAGCUCAGAAGCUUUUCCAAGAAGAACAGUUUGUGGAGGCCAUUGGUUUGCUUGGUAUUCUCGUUGCACAAAGUGCCAUAGCUGUACUCCCCAGCAAAGCCAACAAAUACCAAAAGUCGAUUACUCUUUUCAACUUGGGUGUGGCUUACCUAGAGGCAUUCAACUGUGCAGAUGAGCGUAACGAAAAACUCCUUGACAAGGCUAUCCAGUCCAUCAAGGACGCCAUCAAGAUCGAAGGCAGCAACGCUCAAUUCUGGUUGGCUCUCGGAAACGCUUUUGUUUCCAGAAACCCAGAGAUUGCCCAGCACUGCUACAUCAAAGCGUCUGUGCUCGACAACAAGGACCCACAGGUGUGGACCAACUUGGCAGCUUUGUACUUGCGUUUUGGUGAUUCAGAGCUUGCACAAGAAGCAUUUGACAGAGCUACGUCUGUUGCACCUGAUCAGUCAAAGUCCUGGUUGGGUAACGCUUUGACUGCUGAUGCCCUUGACGACAAGCAGACUGCGUCGAGACUUUUCACUCACGCUUACAUCAUUUCCAAUGGCAGAUUACCGUUGGCCCAGCUCUGCUAUGCCAUGUCGAUCGUCAACGCUAGAAUCGGUAAUUCCAAAGACUCCAGAGAUGUCGAAGCCGCUCAGGAGUUCAGUAUUGCCAACUUUGCCAUUCAAGCCUUCCUCAAGUUCCAUCCAAACGACGAGGUUGGAUUGAAAAUGGCGCUUCUCUUGAGUGAGCGGUGUCACACGUACAAUUUGGCGAUUGAGUCUGGAAAGAGGCUUUGUGACCUUUUGGAGAAGAAGUACGAGAGCUCCGAGAGCGAGGUUGUUCUUGUUGAGUACGCAAAGGCCAAGACGCAGUUGGCGAGAAUUUAUUUGGGAUUGGCCAAUUACGGUGACGCCAUAGACAAUGCCCAGGUGACCUUGGAUGUUUUGGAAGAGGAGGAAGAGACUCAGGAUGUGAGAGAGGCGAAAUUGUCGUCACGCAUUGUCAUUGGAUUGUCCUUCUUUUUCAAUGGCCAGUUUGACGAGGCCAUGGAGGAGCUCAAGAUUGUGCUUGAGACACACGGCCAGUCACAGAGAAUGGUGACUUUGAUUGCCCAGGUGCUCAAUGCAUACGGCACCUCCGAGACCAAGCAGGACGCCUUGGACCAGCUUUUCGCUUUCAUCGAGGAAAACGGCUCGUCUCUUCUUGUUGUGCUCACCUUGGGCGCCAUUUCCGUGGUGGACCAGCUCGAAGACUAUUACGAGCCGAUCAAGGAGGAGCUCUCGAACUUGUCGCUUGAGGAGCUCAUUGCUGACUCUUUCCGCAUGGUGCCGCAGCUUUUGGCGGAAGUGGAGCAGACGCAGGUUAGAAAGAGAGGUGUGUGGCAGAAGUUCGCUAUGCUUUUCCCCAGCGACUUCAAUGUGUGGAAGAACUUGAGUCGGACCAUGGCCUUGGACACGGCGCUUUUGCCUACAUCCAAGAGACCAGCGUUUGACUUAGCGGAGGCGUACGUGGAGAAGGGUUCCAGAAGAGAGAUACAGCCUGAUAUGACAGAUAAGGCCGUAGCAGCCGCCAAGGCGCCGCCGAAACAGCAGAACACGAAGCUCCUCCAGGUGAUCCAGAACUUCUUCACCAAAACCUCCCAGAUCAUCUUGCAAACGCGAUCGGUUGCGGAUCCGACGGUGUUUGACUAUGGCUCCUCCGACACCACAGACAGCAGGUCCAAGACCAACAAGUGGUUCAAUUUGAAUAUCGCAUCGCCGGGCGACGACUGGAUCAAGGACGAGAUGAAACUCUGGAAGUCCUUUUCCGAUCUCUCCCAGCUCCACCCGAUGAUUAUAGAAACCUACUUGGACUUGCGCCAGCUAGAUCCAAGAGAAACUGUGGCGUUGGAAGACGACACGGGCAAUUCGUGGACCGUGGCCAAGGGCGGCCUCAAGAAACAGGAGGUUGUCGUGGAGCGCUGGCUCAUUGAGUUUGACCGCUCGGUGUGCUCCGAUGCUGACUCAGACGAGCUCCCACUUAUCUACAAGCAGGCAAUUGUCUUGCUUCGUGUGAUCUACGGCUACGCCCGCCUUCUUCCCGCCUAUAAGCUCCGCAUGAUACUCUGCCAGCAGUCUGGCAAGGGUCUUGCGCUCAUGAACAAGAUCAUCGAUGGGAAGCAGCCCAUCAGCUCCAAGGGCCGCAUAGGCUUGUCCAAGUCCAUCAUUCCCCACCAGAUGCUUCUUACAGAAUCACACAUGACGCAGAAGUCGUUCGAACCCGUCAAGACCACCGCAGGCUCCCUCAGGGUGUCGGUGGCAUACAGAAACCACUACCGGUUCACCGUCCAGGAUAACGAGGAGAUGCUUUCCAACCACUUCUGGAACACCGACCAGGAGAAGUUGGCAGCACUGCUUGACCGCUCCCACAUCUCGGACACACCAUCCCACUCUGCAUCGGACUCCCGCUCGGCGCUGGUCUCCCAGGAGGAAGCCAAGGCGCCCAAGGAGCCCACCAACUUUGCAUUAAACACCACGAAGCAGUCCGUUCUGCCAUGCACUUCCGAGCACCAGCCGGAUCAUCACAAUGAAACGUCGCCCACAUCGAAAACCUCCACCAAUCGUGUCAAGCAGGUGCUGUACGCCCAGCCUGCUGCAAGCGUGCAAAGACCAAGCAUCCAGCCUUUCAAGGUUGGCUCUAUCAGCAACUCGCCUCCCAGCGGUAACAUCUCUUUUGCAUCUGGCGCCGCUGGAAGCGUCGCUGGUUCGACGAUGGAGCGGAGGAUCUCUAUUACCAGCAAUAAGUCUGGCUCGAAUGCCUCGCUCGCAGCUUUGUUGAGAAAUCCAAGAGGCUCGACUUCAUCUUCGAACACACCCACCGUUGCUAUUUCUGGCUCUCAUGGUAAUAAUCCUGGUGCGGUAUUCCCCAGGUCGAUCUCGUCGUCGCAUGGAUCUCAUCUCCACGACGACCUCAGCGAGUUGUCGGGAACACCAAGAUUCUCAUCGUCAUUUGGCUCUCGUCAAAGCAGAAGGUUCAGCAACACGAGUGCUCGUAGCUCCGUUGCCAAUGAGCCUGGUGCUUCACUCUACGGUGCUAGUGUGGAGCUGACUACCUCAUCAGGUGCACCUCUCAGUGGUCUCUACCUUGAUGACGACAUCAGCACCUUCGUCCGCAUGAUCGACUGUAAGUCUGAUCUCAGGUUGAGCAGCACUGUGUCAAAGACAAACUCCAGACAUACUGAUAGCAACUCGCUGAUUGACGCCUUGAGCAAGUUCCAGCUGUUGAAGGGCCAGCACCAGCAGUUGAGCGACUCGGUAAAUGCUAGCGUCAUUUUCCAGCAUAACCAAGGUGGCUCGUUCCACAGCAACUCGCGAGGUAUCAGCCGUCCUAGCAGCCGCAAAUCUUCGCAUUCAAGAGCUCUGCCUUCCCCCUCCAUUUCUCCAAGCUCAUACGACAACCACUUGCCGUCGAUCACAUCAAAGCUUGAGCUGCAUGGUCUGGAGCACAGCAUUUCACAUUUGAGGCCAAGAAGCAGACAGGCGCUGCAAAUCAGUGCCCAAAUUCCACAGAACUAUGGCAGAACACGGUUGGCGUCCUCGCCUACCGUAACCAGCACAUUGACGCAUGCUGUGCACAGACCCGAAGGCCCAGAGGUAACAGGCUUAUCUACAACUCCAUCUGUGUAUGAUAGAGCCAAACGGCCAAUCAAGUACGAAGACGUCUUUGAUGACGAGGAAGAAGACGCAAGUGACUACUUUAUGAGGAGAGUGGAAUCCGACCCCACGGGCUCCCGCACGCACGAAGAAAUGGGCUUCGACAAUGACGACUUGCUUUUUGAGAUGACAGAUACAAAAUUCUUAGCGACUUCCUCCGACUCAGGAUCUCUGCCGAUAGAGUUGUAUGACCUACGAGUGAAGCAAAACAGGCUUCGAGACGAUCCAUAUCAAAGAAAGAUUAUCCUGAGCUUAUCGAUAUUGCAUGAAAAGCUUGAAAACUACGAACCUCCCCAGAUUGAGAAUCCAGAUGUAGAGAGUCUCAAACCCAAAAUAGGAAUCGCCAAAAUAUUUGAUUCGUUCCUCGGUUCCAAGAAGAAAGAACUAAACACUAUAGACAUCCCUGAAAACGAGAUAAAGGGCAUUUACUUGUGGGGAGACGUUGGGUGUGGAAAAACCAUGCUCAUGGACCUUUUUUACCUGUCAGUCCCUAAUCAUCUUGCCAAAAAGAGGUUCCACUUCCACCAGUUCAUGCAGAAUCUACACAAACGCUCCCACCAACUCAAGAUAGAACACAAACACAUGGAUCUAGAUGUCAUUCCUUUGUUGGCGGCCGAGAUUUCCCAACAAGCCACAGUUUUAUGUUUUGACGAGUUCCAGGUCACCGACGUUGCAGACGCCAUGUUGCUCAGAAGGCUCAUGACCUUGUUGAUGAGUCCCGAUUAUGGCGUCAUUUUGUUUGCCACGUCCAACAGAGCGCCUGAUGAUUUGUACAUGAACGGUAUUCAGAGAGUCUCGUUUGUCCCGUGUAUCCAGCUUAUCAAGAAGCAAACACGUGUGAUUUACUUGAACUCGCCUACCGAUUAUAGAAAAGUGCCCCGCCCCGUCUCCUCCGUCUACCACUAUCCUAAGCCAGGCGUCAAGUAUCACAGUAAGGUGAAUGCGGCUGCGUGCCGGAAGCAUAUCCUGCAAUGGUACGACUACUUCAAUAGAGACGACCAAAUGGAGGAAGCCAAGAUCAAUGAGGAGCUUACCGUGUGGGGCAGAAAGCUUAUUGUUCCAAAGAGCUCACAUCCUUACGUUGCACAAUUCACAUUUGAAGAGCUCUGCGGCCACAACCUUAGUGCCGGUGACUACUUGACAUUGGCCAACACGUACAAAGCAUUCAUUGUCACUGACAUUCCUUACUUGAGUAUAGAGGCAAGAAACGAGGUGCGUCGGUUCAUCACGUUCCUUGAUGCCGUGUAUGAUGCGCAUGAUUGUUUGGCAACCACUGCUGCUGCGCCAUUCAAAGAUUUGUUUGUGGAGCCCGAAGACCUUCAGAAAGAUAACUUCGAGCUCUACCAGCGCCAAAAAAAUAAAGGCGCCGAAGAGACCUUCGAGGAUGACGAGUUGGUGGUGCGCCAUGGCUUCGACAAGCUGAUAGCAAAGAAGGCAUCCAUGUUCGUCAACGACGAGGAGAAAUUUGCAUUUGCGCGUGCACUCAGUAGACUCACACAGAUGGGCACGACAGACUGGGUGGAGUCCAGUACCGGCGAUACCUAG